Messenger RNA from Stomoxys calcitrans (stable fly), 903 nucleotides. Its product is annotated as elongation of very long chain fatty acids protein AAEL008004-like. The transcript is spliced from 5 exons. Gene Ontology annotation, biological process: fatty acid elongation, monounsaturated fatty acid; sphingolipid biosynthetic process; fatty acid elongation, saturated fatty acid. Gene Ontology annotation, molecular function: fatty acid elongase activity. Lineage: Eukaryota; Metazoa; Arthropoda; Insecta; Diptera; Muscidae. The record is from RefSeq and is a predicted model, not a curated record. Gene Ontology annotation, cellular component: endoplasmic reticulum membrane. The coding region runs from base 74 to 868 and encodes 264 amino acids.
CUUGGACAAAUGACUUGUGUGUUUCAGUCGCCAUUGCCUUUAGUCCAUUUCGAUUAUCCUAUAGUGCAACACUAUGCUCGGCGAACUAAAAGAACAUUUCUUAACAGCUGGUGGAAGAGAUCCUCGCACCCGGGAUUUACCUUUCUGCACCAGUUACAGAUCUAUCACCCUUAUAAUAGUGGUCUAUGUACUACUUGUGAAAAAAAUCGGUCCAGCUUUUAUGGCUAAACGAAAGCCAUACAACAUUAGAUGGCUUAUAUCGUUGUAUAACUUCCUGCAAGUGAUUUUUAAUGGAUAUUUGUUUAUAACGACUACGAAAUAUUUUUUAUUUCACCCCAAAUAUUCAUGGAGUUGUAUGGCAUUUGACCAUGAGGAGACUAGUGAAGAAACUAUGGGUCUCCGGAGAAUGGGAUUUCUUUAUUUUCUAAACAAAGUUGCCGACUGCUUCGACACAGUAUUCUUUGUUUUGACCAAAAAAUACGGUCACAUUUCGGUGUUGCAUGUCUACCAUCAUGCCACAAUGGUUUGGGCCAGCUUCAGCUAUAUUAAUUGGAUGUUAGGUUCCCAAUUUACAAUCGUCGGAUAUCUAAAUACACUGGUUCACAUGAUCAUGUACUUCUAUUAUUUAUUGGCUUCUCUAAAGCUCAAUAUCAAUCUGAGCCGAUGGAAGAAACAUCUAACACAAUUCCAACUAUUGCAAUUUGUCUAUUAUUGCUUGAAAGUAAUAGUUCCCCUGACAAACAAUUGGUGUAAUCUCUCCAGGACUUGGCUAUGGGCCGUGCUGGCGGAGAAUGUUAUUAUGAUAGUUUUGUUUUCCAAUUUUUAUUAUAAGACAUAUAUUGUGAAAAAACCGAAAGCAAAAAAAUAGAAAAGAAAAAAAUCCAAACAAAAGCAUUACCGAAA